Eutrema salsugineum is the source of this 918-nucleotide messenger RNA. RefSeq names its product NADPH:quinone oxidoreductase. The transcript has 3 exons. Bases 170 to 760 code for a protein of 196 amino acids. Gene Ontology annotation, molecular function: FMN binding; oxidoreductase activity. Gene Ontology annotation, cellular component: cytosol. The record is from RefSeq and is a predicted model, not a curated record. NCBI's taxonomy places the organism in Eukaryota, Viridiplantae, Streptophyta, Magnoliopsida, Brassicales, Brassicaceae.
UUUUUUUUUGGGAGUAAAAUUUCUAACCUGAAUCAUUAGUCACUAAACCAUAAUAAUACUCUAAUGGAUUAAGUGGAAUCGUCUUCUCUAUCCUUUUCUUCACCUAACCUACUCUAAUCACACCCUUCUUCAUUGGUCAGCAUUUUUGUCAAAACUCUAAUCGGAGAAAAUGGAGGCAGUGACGGCGAUGAAGCCAUUGAUCAGAGUCGCUGCUCUCUCCGGUUCACUCCGUAAAGGCUCUUUCAACAGUGGUCUCCUCCGGGCCGCGAUCGAUUUGACGAAGGAGUCGGUGUCGGGGAUGCAGAUUGAGUAUAUCGACAUUUCUCCGUUGCCGUUGAUCAAUACCGAUCUGGAAACCAACGGGACUUAUCCUCCGGCCGUCGAAGCUUUCCGGCAGAAGAUUCUUGAAGCCGAUAGCAUUCUCUUCGCUUCCCCUGAGUACAAUUACUCUGUCUCAGCUCCUCUUAAGAACGCUAUCGACUGGGCUUCACGAUCACCUAAUGUUUGGGCUGACAAACCCGCUGCUGUUAUAAGCACCGGAGGAGGAUUUGGUGGAGGAAGAUCUCAAUAUCAUCUUCGACAAAUCGGAGUUUUCCUUGAUCUUCAUUUCAUCAACAAACCAGAGUUUACUCUCAAUGCGUUUCAACCACCUCAGAAGUUCGACGCAGAAGGAAACUUGGUCGAUGAAGCGGCUAAGGAGAGGUUAAAACAAGUCCUUGUCUCGUUACAUGCAUUCACUCUGCGACUUCAAUGUAAGUAAGCAAAGGCAGAUUCUUCAUCAUUUGUGAGAUUGAUCGUGUGGUGAAAAUAAUAAUAUCAAUUGUUAUGAUAAGAAACAGUGUGGCACGUAUAACAGUUAUUAUUGCUCACUAAACCGUAUUGUAUAUGUAUUUACAUGAUACAAGUAUGUUUAUUCAA